Theobroma umbraticum is the source of this 1615-nucleotide messenger RNA. Its product is annotated as putative serine/threonine-protein kinase PBL7. Gene Ontology annotation, molecular function: protein kinase activity; ATP binding. The record is from RefSeq and is a predicted model, not a curated record. Lineage: Eukaryota; Viridiplantae; Streptophyta; Magnoliopsida; Malvales; Malvaceae. Gene Ontology annotation, biological process: protein phosphorylation.
GGCAGGGAGAUCAAUCCUUUCCCAUAUUCCUCUGCCUGCCUCUUUUCGGUCAAGGAAUAUAUUCAGAGCAGAAGGAAGUUAAAUAAAAGUCUUCCUGGAAAAUGGACCGAUGGUAGAUAUGGAGGUGAUUUAAUAAAAUCUCGGGGUUUUGGUGUUGGGACAUUUUACUUAUUUAUUUACCAUGGUCAAGAGAUUUCAUUUGCUAGAGGGUUCUCAAACAUCUGAUCAUGCUCAUAGUAAUAAGCAAAUGUGGGGAGUUCUCAUCAUUGCCAUCAUAGCAGUCUUUCUGGGAUCCUCGUUCUUCUUCUUUUGCAGAAGAAAGCUUAGCCAAAGAUGGAGCCGUAAAGGAGGUCUGAAAGCUGAGAAAUUAGGGUUGAGGCAUUUCCAGCUGGAGGAGCUGGAGAAGGCCACCAGGAAUUUCAGUGCAGACUGUUUGUUGGGGUCUGGUGCGUUCGGGAAUGUCUACAAAGGAAUCUUUGAAGCUGAAGGUACGUUAGCAAUCAAGAGAGCUCACGCCGAGUCAUACCAAAGCGUUGAAGAAUUCAGAAACGAAGUGAGGCUUCUUUCGACAGUCAAUCAUCCGAAUCUCGUAGGUUUGGUGGGGUUUUGUGAAGAACCUGGACCAAAAGGUGCAAAAGUAUUGGUUUAUGAAUACGUACCACAUGGUUCUUUGCUUGAGUACAUCAUGGGAAGGGGCGGAAGAAACUUGACGUGGAGGCAGAGAGUAAACAUAGCUAUUGGAGCAGCUAAAGGCAUUGCUCAUUUACAUGAUGGGAUUAAGCCUGGCAUAAUCCACCGUGACAUAAAGCCAAGCAACAUCUUGAUUGCAGAUGGGUUCGAACCCAAGGUCUCAGAUUUUGGACUAGUGAAAUUGGGUCCAAUAGGAGACCAAUCCCAUGUGAGUAGCCAGAUCAAAGGAACGCCAGGAUACCUUGAUCCUGCGUAUUGCACAAGUUUUCAUUUGAGUCCGUUUAGUGAUGUUUAUAGCUUUGGGGUUAUCCUACUGCAACUCGUUUGUGCCCGGCCGGCUGUUGAUUCAACUAGAAACCAACCUAAUUAUCAUAUCAUUGAUUGGGCAAGGCCAUGUAUAGAGAGGGGCAGCAUCGAAGAAAUCCUUGAUGCUAGUCUUUUAUCAGAGCCAUGCAAUAUGGAAAUGAUGCUGAAGAUGGGAGAACUUGGACUCAGAUGUGUGGUGAAAAUGCCUAAAGACCGUCCUACCAUGACUCAGGUCUUUCAAGAACUAGAAGAUACACUUUAUUCAGUUGACAGCUCCAUCAACAAACAGCCCUGGAGAAGCUCCCGGAGAACAAUAUUUGGCAAGUUUUCUCGACCAACAGAACAAGAGCACCGUAGAUCAUUAGACCAGGACUACUCUCAAAGCUUUGUGAGCAUAGAUGGUGUUGGACUUCAAAAGUUUCGUGUUGAGAUGGAUAGUGUUUCAUUCCAAAGCACCAGCCUGAGAUGUUUUGAGAUAAACAGUGUUAGUGUUGACGUUGACGAGAACAAUUUAAGAGGAAUAAGUGAGGAGACAGGUAGAGAAAGAGAUCGGUUAAACAAGUGACUUUAUGUUUUCAAGGUAUAGGAAACCUCAUUGUGUUGAUAUCAUUGCUACAAG